AUGCUGCCAACCUGGCCACUGCCACGGGGCCAGCAAGAGAUCACGCGUCAGCUCCUGAGCGAGGCCAACCAGACCAUCUGCCAGCUCCCCCUGCCAGAUGCUCUCCACAUGGCCCCAGUCCACGAGGAUUGUCUCAUGGUCUGCUGCGCCCGCAAAUUUGGGAUCCCCGCCAUCUCGGUGGUCCUGGGUGCCUCCUACUUCCAGCGACUCCUGCAAAAUCACAUCCCCAUGUUCCAGCUGGCGGUAUCCAAUGGCUACUUCCUCCCAUACACCACGGAGGCCCUGGGUGGGAAGCUGGCGUUGCGCGAGAGGAUGUUCCUGCGCGCCACCAAGAGCGUGCCCACCCUCCUGUCGGUCUACGUGACCUGCGUGUACAUGGCGCUCAAGGUGUCAGAUCGCGUGCAGCACACCGGCAUGCUCUCCGCCAUGCUCACCGACAUGCUGGGGCGGCGCGUGCACUCCUGGCAGCAAAAUCACAUCCCCAUGUUCCAGCUGGCGGUAUCCAAUGGCUACUUCCUCCCAUACACCACGGAGGCCCUGGGUGGGAAGCUGGCGUUGCGCGAGAGGAUGUUCCUGCGCGCCACCAAGAGCGUGCCCACCCUCCUGUCGGUCUACGUGACCUGCGUGUACAUGGCGCUCAAGGUGUCAGAUCGCGUGCAGCACACCGGCAUGCUCUCCGCCAUGCUCACCGACAUGCUGGGGCGGCGCGUGCACUCCUGGCAGGCCGUCCAGCUGGAGGUGGAAUGCCUGGUCGGCCUCGCCUGGAGGCUGGGCCCUUACUUUUCUACCACCACCGCCCGUAUUUAG
Molecule: messenger RNA, 807 nt
Organism: Auxenochlorella protothecoides
Lineage: Eukaryota; Viridiplantae; Chlorophyta; Trebouxiophyceae; Chlorellales; Chlorellaceae
Exons: 7
Coding region: 1-807 (268 amino acids)
Source: RefSeq, a predicted model, not a curated record